Molecule: messenger RNA, 732 nt
Organism: Aspergillus glaucus CBS 516.65
Lineage: Eukaryota; Fungi; Ascomycota; Eurotiomycetes; Eurotiales; Aspergillaceae
Product: ATP synthase subunit C family protein
Exons: 1
Coding region: 55-528 (157 amino acids)
Biological process (GO): proton motive force-driven ATP synthesis; proton transmembrane transport
Molecular function (GO): proton transmembrane transporter activity
Source: RefSeq, a predicted model, not a curated record
CUUCCUAUCCUCAACUCCCUCCCCUCUCCAAAAACCACAAAAACAACCAUCACAAUGGCCUCCUCCCGCGUCUUCGCUUCUCGCCUGGCUUCCGCCAUGGCCCCUACCACCCGGGUCGCUGCUCGCCCUGCCAUGCGUGCUGCUGUCCCCAAGCGUACCUUCACCGACGCUCGCGCUGCCUUCCGUCCCCAGCCCCUCCAGACCAUGAAGCGUCAGCAACCGUCCACCCUCCUCCAGGCCAACGCUCGUCAGGUCUUCGCCAACUACCAGUCCCGCCGCCAGUACUCCUCUGAGAUCGCCCAGGCUAUGGUUGCCGUCUCCCAGAACGUCGGUAUGGGUUCGGCCGCCAUUGGUCUCGGUGGUGCCGGUAUCGGUAUCGGUCUCGUCUUCGCCGCUCUCCUCCUGAGUGUUUCCCGCAACCCUGCCCUGCGUGGUCAGCUCUUCACAUACGCCAUUCUGGGUUUCGCUUUCGUCGAAGCCAUGGGUCUGUUCGACCUGAUGGUUGCCAUGAUGUGCAAGUACGUCUAAACGGUUUUCUUGAGAAUCGGGGGAAAAAUGAGAGAUGUCUUUUUUUCCAUCUUACUCGGCAAUCAAUCAUGACUCUCCAUUGAUUUCCUGGAGCGGAUAUACUUGGAAGGACUUUUCUUAAAGGGUUGUUCAAGGAUAUUCGUUCUACGUGUGAUGGAAAAAUAUAAUAUCAUGUACUACUUUUCUUGAUCUUCAGCAUCAUCC